This is a messenger RNA of Iphiclides podalirius (scarce swallowtail), 960 nucleotides long. Lineage: Eukaryota; Metazoa; Arthropoda; Insecta; Lepidoptera; Papilionidae. The record is from the annotation of a GenBank genome assembly.
AUGGACAUAGUCGAGCUGCAGAGCGCAGUCGAGUGGAGAUUCCUGACUGACCUCGUGCUCUCCAACAAUAGGAUCACAACGGUGGAGGGCUUCGACCUGGGUCGCGCCGCGCCCCGGCUGCGCCGCCUCGACCUGUCGCGCAACCGGCUCGAGUCGUUCGGCGCGCUGCUCGACUGCCGCCCGCUGCCGCUCGCCGCCCUCAAGCUGGAGGGGAACCCCCUCUGCACCGACUUCACGGACCCGCAGCGCUACCUGCGCGCCAUCAGGAUGCUGUUCCCCCUCAUCAAGGAAGUGGACGGGGUGGUGCUGCCGAUGCCAGGGGAACUGCCCCCCAUAAGGGGCUCGUACUGCCCGAGCGGUGCCGAGCUGCUGGUGGAGAGGUUCCUGGAGAUGUUCUUCCCGAUGCUUGACCGGCCCCCGUCGGAAAGGGCCGCCCUCGCGAACCUCUACGCCGAGGACGUGGACUUCUCGGUCACCUGCAGAGAGCAGCCUGGUGCGGCAGCGGUUCGGCGCGCUGGUGGGGGGCGGAGGGGGCGGAGGGGGCGGGGGGGCGGGGCGGGCGGGGCGGGCGCGUGGAGGGCGGCGGGCAGGGAGCCGCUGCUGGCGCUGCUGGCCUCGUGGCCCGCGCUGCUGCACGACCGCGGGCUGCUCACGGCGGACGUGCUGCACCACUCGGAGUCGAGCACCGUGGUGCGCAUCGGCGGCGUGGCGAAGAUAACCUCGCAGAAGCUGGCGGUGGACGAGCCGACGCUGGCGUUCGGGCGCACCGUGCUCCUGCGCUCGGACGGGCUCGAGUACAGGGUGCGCCACGAGCUGCUCUGCUGGGACGAGCCCAGCGAGCAGUUCGCGCGCCGCGCCUUCUCCGCCACGGAGGUGAGCCGCUCCGUACCUCGAGUUUCCGACCUGUCUCCAAAACUCUUCUUUAAGGCCGUUCCAGAGAAGUCUCCGAGGAAUAAUGAU